Molecule: messenger RNA, 701 nt
Organism: Anopheles funestus (African malaria mosquito)
Lineage: Eukaryota; Metazoa; Arthropoda; Insecta; Diptera; Culicidae
Exons: 4
Coding region: 186-632 (148 amino acids)
Source: RefSeq, a predicted model, not a curated record
CCCGCAUGUGUCCCGUACCGGUGAAUGAAUAACAAAUUGAAGCUGAUCUUAUACGACUGGAAAAUUUUCUUUUAAAACACUUUUAAUUAUUAAAGGCCCCAUUGUCGAUAUACUUGAAACCACAUCAAGUUAAGCACAAUAGCCGUGACUCCACGAUUCUGACGACAAGCAUUGAAACAAAUAAGAUGGACGAUUACACAAUCAAGUUUCCUAUCGACAGCGAGGAAAACGUUGAAAUGCUAGAAGAAUGGGUAAAAAUAAGCGAAAAUGUGCGACAGCGAUAUGUGAAUUAUCUUGGUUCCGUGAUGAAGGAAGGAAAAAGCAUUGGAGCAGUGUUUGGGAAAUUAUUUUCCGAUUCCGCCAUGUACAGCUACAAUUACUCCGGAAUCUGUAACAGAGGACCACGACGUAAGGCAAUGCUAGGAUAUGUCAUCUUUACCGAAUGCAUGCUUGACGCAUGGAAGGAUCAUGGGAUCGAUGAGACUAUAUUACGCGAAAGUUUAACACUAAUCAUCAAACAAAUCAAUGGACGCAAAAGGAACCGAAAGUACUUUCAGAAGCGUCGCGCAAAUCGAGAUAUAAUACAAAUGGAAGACGCUGAUACGGAAUUGUCGGUUAUUGGUGAUAGUUAAAACACAUCGAAAUUGAAACGAAAUUAUUGUAUAUAAAUAAAACAAGACAUAUUGAUUUGUAUAACGAAA